AUCGCCUUACUGAUUUACUUGUGGCGCCCCUUUUGCAUCAUCUGUUACUGGGGGUGAUGAAGGAAAAGUUUUUGUUUAUCUUAGUAAUGGAAAAGUUUUACGGGAGCAUACACAAAUCUUGGGAGGAAAUGUUCCAAAUUCACGCUUUGGCACAGCUAUCGCAAACGCAGGAGAUUUGAAUCUAGAUGGUUUCAAUGACAUUGCAAUUGGAGCACCUUAUGAGGGAGGAAAUGGUGCUAUUUACAUAUAUCAUGGUUCAUAUAAAGGAAUAAAACAGAAUUUUGUUCAGAAAAUUUUUGCAACCCAGAUAAGUCCCUCUCUGUCCGGGUUUGGUAUUCAGAUAUCUCGCGGACUUGAUAUUGAUGGUAACAAUUAUCCAGAUAUACUGGUAGGAGCUUAUACUUCAUCAGAAGCUGUAUUGUUCAGAGCUCAGCCUGUUAUUAAUAUUUUUCCGAAAAUUUCUUUUGAUCCAAAACAAAUAAAUACUAACAUCAACGCUUGCGAGUACAAAGGAGAAAGAGUUUCUUGUUUAAACGUCACAAUCUGCCUGAAAUACAGAGGAAAAGACGUUCCACAAACGUUAGAGUUCGAAAAUAGAAUUUUUGUAGAUCACACAAAACAGAAUCUCAUGUCUCAUAGGGGUUUUUUUCUACAAGAUGGCCAAAGGACAUCAGCUUUCAGUCAUCGACUUAAGUUAAAGUUCGAUGAAAAUGUGUGCAUUACGGAAGAAAUGUUCCUUGACCCUGACACAAAAGACCUCAUUUCGCCGAUUCCGAUUUUGUAUGAAUAUGCUCUAUCAGCUAGUGGGAACAGUUCGCGGAUUUUCAACAAGCAUUUUCCUGUUAUAAAUCCUUCUUCUCAGAGAAGUAUCAAAUCUUUUAUAACUUUCCAAACUGGUUGCGGAAGUGAUGAAACAUGCCAUACUGAUUUAGUGGUGACUGCAGAGGUGGCUGAACGAUUUAAAAAUGAUCCCUUAAUAAUUGGAAAAGACAACAAGCUUGAAGUGUCCAUAAAAGUAAUCAACAAAAAAGAGCCAGCAUAUUUAUCUGAACUGUUCAUAUACUUCCCAUCCGAGAUGAAUAUAAUUAAUCAAGAUUUCUGCUCUAUUACUUCUGAUCAACAGAAGCAGACAAAUAACACUUGCUUGAUUUGUGAGUUGGGAAAUCCUUUCAAAAAAGGCAAAGAGAUAGAUAUUCAAAUAAAACUUGAUGUAAGUCAAAUUCCAACUAAACAAGAAAAAGUGUACAUAUACUUUGAAACAAAAACUACCAGCAUUGAAAUGACUCCUGGUGAUAAUAGUUUGACCAUUCCCAUUCUUUUCAAAGCUGUUUCUGAUGUUAGCAUUGAAGGCAAUCCAAAUCCAGAACAGGUCGCUUACGACGGGAAAAGAAAGGAAGAAAAAUCAAUUUCUUUAAGUCACACAUAUUACGUGUGGAAUCAAGGACCAAGCCCAUUUAAUGUUGCUGACAUUAAGCUGUACGUGCCGUCGUCGUUUCGGGGAAAAGAUGGCUUUGUGAAUUUCCUUUCUGGCUUUAGUGUAAAGGCGGACUUUGGAAGAUCUGUAACAGUUCCAGCAUAUUGUAACAUCACUUAUCUCCAAAGCAAGCUUGCAAGCAGAAAUACGUCUACAGCAAAUGAUGUACCAAAAAGUUACGACUCCAAGGAGAGUACUACUGAAACAUAUAACCCUGCUAAGUCAAUGAAUAUGGGAGAUGACACUGUAUCGUCUCAUUUAGACAAGAAAACAGCAGUCACUAAGAGAAAAGACAUCGUUGUUAAUUGCAAAACUUCUGUUUGUGAAGAGAUUCACUGCUAUGCCUCUCCAUUUUUGGACGCCAAAAAAGUUGCAAGAAUCACCGCUUCUUUUGUAAUUGACGGAUCCAUAUUUGAUAAAUUUUUGGAUGAGUGGUCCCUAGUAAAAUAUGUAACAGAAGGACAUGUAUCUAUUCGAGGAGAAAAAGAUAUUCAACCUAUUCAAAACCAUCCAGACAAAAAAGAGAUUAGUACUAUUAUUGUCCAUUCCGGACCUCCACCUCCUGAAGAAAUCGAUCAAUGGAUCAUAUUUGUCAGCAUAGGUGUUGGUGUACUUCUUCUGCUUCUGAUUCUCGUCUUACUGAUACGAUUUGGAUUUUUUAAACGAAAACAGAAAGAAAAGUUGAAGCUGAUGGUAGCAGGAACUGAGGGAGAAGAUAAUGAAUCAUUUGGUGAAGCUGAAAGAAAUGAUGAAGCAUUAGAAUGA
Uloborus diversus is the source of this 2239-nucleotide messenger RNA. RefSeq names its product integrin alpha-IIb-like. The record is from RefSeq and is a predicted model, not a curated record. Gene Ontology annotation, biological process: cell adhesion mediated by integrin; cell-cell adhesion; integrin-mediated signaling pathway. Gene Ontology annotation, cellular component: integrin complex; external side of plasma membrane. Lineage: Eukaryota; Metazoa; Arthropoda; Arachnida; Araneae; Uloboridae. The transcript is spliced from 18 exons. Bases 629 to 2239 code for a protein of 536 amino acids. Gene Ontology annotation, molecular function: integrin binding.